This is a messenger RNA of Drosophila mojavensis, 1469 nucleotides long. Its product is annotated as heparan sulfate 2-O-sulfotransferase pipe. Gene Ontology annotation, cellular component: membrane. The record is from RefSeq and is a predicted model, not a curated record. The coding region runs from base 555 to 965 and encodes 136 amino acids. NCBI's taxonomy places the organism in Eukaryota, Metazoa, Arthropoda, Insecta, Diptera, Drosophilidae. The transcript has 2 exons. Gene Ontology annotation, molecular function: sulfotransferase activity.
UGCUGGGGUAGCUCUUCGGGAAGUUCUCAGAGGUAGUCCUCUGACAUAACUUUCGGGGGUAGCCUUUCAUGGUAAUCCCACAGGGUAGUCCAUCGGGGUAAUCCUUCAGAGUAAUCCCUUCGGGUAAUCCCUUGGGGUAAUCCCUUGGGGUAAUCCUUAGGGGUUAGCUCUCUGAGAAAGCAGUCUGGGAUAGCCCUCUAAGGUAACCCUCUGGGAUAGCCCUCUGGGGUAGCCCUCUGAGGUAGCCCUCUGGGAUAGCCCUCUGAGAUAGCCCUCUGGGAUAGCCCUCUGGGAUAUCCCUCUGGGAUAGCCCUCUGGGAUAGCCCUCUGGGAUAGCCCUCUGAGGUAGCCCUCUGGGAUAGCCCUCUGAGAUAGCCCUCUGGGAUAUCCCUCUGGGAUAGCCCUCUGGGAUAGCCCUCUGGGGUAGCCCUCUGAGGUAGCCCUCUGGGAUAGCCCUCUGGGAUAGCCCUCUGGGAUAGCCCUCUGGGAUAGCCCUCUGGGAUAGCCCUCUAAGGUAGCCCUCUGAGUGCUUCAACCCAAAAUAUAUCUCACUUAUGAAUCCAAUUGUUAAUGGUUUAAGCCAUCACAACAUUUCUCUAAGCCACAUGCCUAAUGCUUGCAGACCCUUCGACUCGCCGCUGGCCAUACAAAUAGCCAAACGCAGGGUUGAGGAGGAGUAUGCGGUUGUGGGCACCUGGGAGGAGACAAACAUAACCCUAACCGUGCUGGAACACUAUAUACCCCGAUACUUUGCGCGUGCCACAAAGCUAUAUCCAUUGUAUCAGAAAUCGCUACAGAAUCGCAAUCGUAACAACCGAAAGCCGAAAGUCGAUGCAGACGUUAAGGCUAUGGUCAGGCGUAAUUUUACCCACGAAUAUGAUUUCUACUAUUUCUGCAAGCAGCGUCUCUUUAAGCAGUACAUAGCUCUAAAGCGAGCUGAGCUGGAGCGACUCAAUUUUGAUUAGAUCCGAGGGAGUAAUCUUAUAGCAAGCAAUUACAGCGUUUAUCUCAGGAAAUCCAAAGUUAUAUAUAUAAAAACAUAUGCAUAUUUUGACCUACAAAUAAAAGACUUUUGAUUGUUAACACAAAAUAUUUUAUAUAAGUUUUCUAUACCCUGCAUCUAUUGAAUGUGGAAAAUCAGUGAAUUGUUUCUUAAAUAUAUUUAUAUAUUAUUUCGAUAAAAAUAUAAAUGUAUAUGUAUUAUCGCUGUGUCAGUUAGCAGAAGUCGUGCCUAUGCUUAUCUGUGUUUGUGUGUGUGCAAGUAUUUUUUGUUAUACAUGCAGAAUAGCAGCUGAAAAUAUUUGCAAUUUCAGCUCUUCGCAAGGUUCAGAUUAUCUCUUAGUCGAACAGUCCCACCUGGAGUCUAGUUUCAUUGCACAUUUUAUUUGUGACUCACCCUAUGCUUAAUCGCAGUUAUCUGUGUUGUGUUGGGCCUACAAUUAUCGAAAGCUAUAUCUAGCAACCGAAUG